AAUGCAAGUCAAGAAUUUUAUAUGGUAAAAUACAUAGAGUUGAGACACAUAGCUUAAAAACAAGAUAAGAGCAGACAAAGAUAAAGAUAAAGAGUUUACAUCAGAUAAACAGGUCAUGAUGUGAGGCGAUCGUCCAUGUAGUCUGCAACAGAGUAGUAGGAUUGGUCCUUUAGAAAUAGAGUUACAGUUUUCUUAAAUCUAUUGAGUGGCAAAUUUCUAAUAGCUAUUGGGAGUUUAUUAUAAAGAGCGAGUUGAUGGUAAACAUGACAAUGCCGGGUUUUUGCAAGCCUUACAUAUGGAGUAACAAGGUUAUGUCUAAAUCUAGUGAGGUGAUCAUGAUGAGCAUUUUGAGGAGCAAAUGAGUUGAUAUUUUGUUUGACAUAUACUAAGGUGUUUAAAAUAUACACAGAUGGCAUGGUCAAGAUUUUUAACUUCUGAAAGCUAGUUUUACAUGAUUGACGAUCUCUUAAGUUGUCAAGUAGUCUUACCGCCUUCUUUUGCCAUCGGAAAACCUUUUUUGCAUGGCAUGAAUGACCCCACAGUCGAAUACCAUAGCUGAAAGUAGCAUGAAAGAGUCCAUAGUAGACAACUAGCAGUGUAUCAGAGCUUACUGAUUGCUUAAGCCUUCUUAUUAGGUACACAAUUCUUGAUAGUUUUUUACACAGAUUACGGACAUGAGGUUUCCAAGUGAGGUGGUUGUCUAAAGUGAAACCCAGAAGUUUGACAUCACUUCUUGCAUUACAGGUUGUCGGAAUUUCUCUAAGAGAGAAAUAAAUUAAAUCUGUUUUUUGCUCAUUUAUUACUAAAUUAUUGGAUGCAAACCAGUUUUUGGAAGAGAUUAAGGCAUUUGAGAGUAGUUGAUUGGCAUGUUCGAAACAACUAUCUGAGCAUAUCAAGGUUGUGUCAUCAGCGUAAAGUACUGACAAAAUAGGGACAUUACAAUACAUAUCGUUAACAAAAAUCAGGUACAAGAAAGGUCCGAGCACGGAGCCUUGGGGUACACCAGCCUUAACAUCAAUGAAGUUAGAGCUAACAUUAUUUACUUUGACCUUUUGUUUACGUCCAGACAAGUAAGAUUUCACAAGAUUUAGUUCCUUAUCUCUAACACCAUAGAAAUCUAAUUUUUUGUACAAAAUAUCAAAAGAUAGGCAGUCAAAAGCCUUUGAAAGAUCAAUCAAAUUUGAGGCAAUGAUAUUCUUGUUUUCAAAACCUUUAAUGAUGAAGUUGACAAUAACUUCCAUCGCUUGAACUGUAUUACAUUUUGGACGAAAACCAUAUUGAUGAUUAUAGAGCAAGUUGUUGUUGUUGAAAUAUUGAUACAUUUGUGCAGUUAUACAAGAUUCUAUUACCUUACCAACUAUAGGAACAAUCGCUAUAGGCCUAUAACAAUCAGCCUUAUUUGGAUCCCCUCGCUUAAAGAUUGGGGUGAUAUUAGCAAACUUCAAACAUUCAGGAAAAAUACCUUGGAGUGUCACCAUGAGAAUGAGAUCAGGCCACGAGACCCCAUCCGCUGUCGAGAAUGUGGGUACCGUAUAAUGUACAAGAAGCGAACCAAGAGAUUGGUGGUGUUUGAUGCUCGAUGAAGAUCAUCCCGUUUUCUCCAGUGUGUUCUACCUUUUGUUUUGUGUAACUAUCUUAAUGUAAAUAAAACAAUUCUUUUGUAUUUUAA
Macrosteles quadrilineatus (aster leafhopper) is the source of this 1669-nucleotide messenger RNA. It is a transcript of the gene Rpb12, whose product is annotated as DNA-directed RNA polymerases I, II, and III subunit RPABC4. Gene Ontology annotation, cellular component: RNA polymerase II, core complex; RNA polymerase I complex; RNA polymerase III complex. The transcript has 3 exons. The record is from RefSeq and is a predicted model, not a curated record. Bases 1281 to 1583 code for a protein of 100 amino acids. Gene Ontology annotation, molecular function: DNA-directed RNA polymerase activity; zinc ion binding; DNA binding. Gene Ontology annotation, biological process: DNA-templated transcription. NCBI's taxonomy places the organism in Eukaryota, Metazoa, Arthropoda, Insecta, Hemiptera, Cicadellidae.